GCACGGCGGCGGCGGCGGAGCGCGGUAACUACAAACUGAUCAUUUAAUUUGAUCAAGAAUCCUUCAGGGGAUUGAAGUUACGGGUCUGUAACUUCUUAAGUCUUCUCACACCUUUUUUUUUUCCUUUUAAAAAGAGAUUGGCCAGCCUGGCUGAGACCACUUAGCAAUGACAAAACAAAAACUUCUGCUUGAUUGGACGCUCUCCUUGUUUCUGAUUGCGGCCUGUGGAGCUCAACAGCUCCCCAAGAGUCAUGUUGCUGCUAGUUCUGGUUCGCUGUGUGAGAAGGAGGCAGAGUCCUGGGGAAACCUUUUCAGCAGUGAGCGAUUGGAUGCUUGGAUCUGUUCCCUCAUCGGUUCAUUCAUGGUGGGGCUGAGUGGGGUCUUCCCCUUGCUGGUGAUCCCAUUUGAGACGGGAGCUGCUCUGCAGUCAGAAGCUGGAUCACACCGUAUGAAGCAGUUGUUGAGUUUUGCAAUUGGUGGACUACUGGGGAAUGUGUUCCUGCACCUGCUUCCUGAAGCCUGGGCCUACACAUGCGCUGCAACAACAGGAGAAGAGCAGAGCUUUCAUCAGCAGAAGCUUCUGGGUCUCUGGGUGAUCAUUGGUUUCAUAACCUUCCUGGUGCUAGAGAAGAUCUUCCUAGAGAAAGAAGAGAAGGACUACCCUGGUGUGGACUGUGAUUCCAAAGCACCAGGUGGAAAGAUUUCCAAUGGAAGUGGCUGUUCCCUGCAAAAGAUGGCAGGUCAAUCCCAAAAAGCACGAGCUCAGUGUAAUGGCUCCUCUCUCCAGUCUUGUAAAAGAAACAAUAGAAUCAAGAUUAGUGGAUACCUCAAUUUACUGGCCAACACCAUUGAUAACUUCACACACGGCCUGGCAGUAGCAGCCAGCUUCCUGGUUAGCAGAAAGGUUGGAUUCCUAACCACAGUGGCCAUUCUCCUGCACGAAAUCCCACAUGAGGUUGGAGACUUUGCAAUCUUACUUCGGGCUGGCUUUGACCGCUGGAGUGCAGCCAAAAUGCAGCUUUCCACAGCUCUGGGGGGAAUUCUGGGAGCCUGCUUUGCAAUAUGUGCUCAGUCACCAAAAGGAGCAGGUGAAACAGUAGCCUGGAUCCUCCCUUUCACUUCUGGAGGAUUUCUGUAUAUUGCCCUGGUAAAUGUUGUGCCUGAUCUCCUGGAGGAAAAGAAUCCUUGGAACUCCCUGCAGCAAAUUCUGCUCCUGUGUACAGGCAUUAUAGUCAUGGUGCUACUUGCGCUCACAACUGAGUGACCUCUGCGCAGACCUCGUGAUGCCUCCCAGAGCCACCACAGUGACUCUGAGUUGUUACAAAGCAAUAAGGAACACUAAUGUUACUUCUGACGUGUGUGUGUGUGCAGAUCUGGCUGCUAGUAUGAGAAGCAGGUGAGAAAGAGGUCUGGAUGUGCAGGACUUGAUUCCCUGGCUCUCCUAUUCCUGUUCUGCUAAAAUCCACACACCAGGGCUUCUGUUCUUUUUUGAUUUGGUUGGGUUUUAUGGAGCAAAAGAUACACUGCGCAGAAAUGAACCGAACAACUGCUCCACUGUGAAUGAAUGAUAUUUCAUUCAGUUUGUUCUGAUGGAACUGCACCUCCCCAAGCUCUUGUGUGAAAACAACUGAGGCGAUUCCUGUAGCUGAUGAAGACUAAGGCCUUUUCCUACCACUAGUGGCUGGAGGCAGAACAGGGAUUACAAAAGACAAUAAACUAACAGCUUUAGCCAGAACUCCCUACCCAUGAGAAGUUGAUGGUGCUAUGAGAUAGAGGGGAAAAGGCCCUUUCCAACUUGGUCUCUGGCUUUUUAUUGACAUUGCUUGUUCCUAAAGGGUAGUAUUAGCCUCAGCAGUCCAGCUUUUUUGGUCUAUUUUGUAUUUGUUUAUGUUGAAGUUGAGCCAAAAGCUUGAGGCACUUUAGGAUAGGUCACUAUAAUUAAAUGACUCAGCUUGGAGAUUACUUUCCUCAGCCCUAACCACUCCAAAAGCCAGCACAGCCUGUUUAUCUGAUAAAUGAUUAGUAAAUGUUUCUUCUAUUGCCAUACUACCAGCUCACCUACAUCUGGAAGGAAAGACAUGUAGCUGCUGUGACUGAGCUCCCUCUCCUCAUAACCAUUAGUUGAACACAGCUCUGAGCCUGUUCUUGAGCCCUGCGUCACCCACCAUCUGCCCCACACCAUGUUUCAGAGUUUUCAUGAGGUGUAGCAUGUUAGCCCUGCCCGACAUGCUACAGCACCCCUAGACUGUCAUGGCAGAGGUAGCUGAACACUACAGCCUGGCCAGCAGCUGGUAACUCCUGGUUAACUUUUCCUCUGUUCAGUGUAGACCAUUUAAGAGCAUGCUAUAACCAAAAACAUAGAUGGUAGCCUAUUUCUGGGCUUCUUACCUCACAGUGAUGUUCAUUCUGUUGGGGACGAAUGGAUAAGGAAUAAUACUGACAGCUCUUAAAUGGGAAGGCUGAAACUGCUGGUAAAAAUAUUUUAAAAAUAUUUUUAUAGUAAAGUUGUGUGCUAGGACAAGGAGAGAGAGGGAUAUGAAAGGGUGAUGAUAGGUAUGCUUUAAGAGGAGUUUUCUGUUUUGUGAUGCUUGGGAUAAAAUUUUUGGCAAUUUGAGACCAAUAAAAAUAAAUAAUAUUUCUAGUGCUUUCCUGCAUCCCAGCUCACAAGGCUGACCAUAAUUCCACAGGCAUAUUUUAUUGCCACAGAGAUGUGCACAAUUACUAGAUAAUCUCUUUUGCAGAGCUUAUCCUUGCUUUGCUUAAAUUUGUUUAGAAACAGGUCUCAUUGAACUAGUGAAGUCACCGGGCACAAAGCAGGUGCCCCAGUGUCCAUUGCACCAACUUAGCUCUGUCUUGAAACAGCUUUUGUAAAUCACUACAGCUCUCCAAUCUGCACAGGGCCCUAUCAAUAGGGCUCAUGCCUUCUGAGGGCGAUUCGGGUCAGAGCAGCGAGGCAGGUAUGCUGCCCACAGCAGAAGCAUUUACUUCCCUAAGAGAUUCCUGAACUGUUGACACAGUUCUUUUUUAUGACAGCUCCUGUCCUACUUUUCAGCAAGCGCUGAAGAGCUCAUGCUUGCAGUUCUAUCUGCCCAGGAACUGCUGCCUGAAAUUUUUUCAGCUUUCCUUACCCCAGACUUACAGCAAUAACUAAUUUCACUGCUACAAUGAGGGAGGCUUAGAGCAAUUAUUUUAUUCCUCUUUACAAAGUUGCCUUCCUAUGCCAACUACUCUUAUCGUUCAAUUGUCAUGAAGUCUGAAGGUAGCAUCUGCUUCCCAUUUUCCUGGAAGGAUGACUAAUCCAAGUAGUCUGCAGGGACUGGGUGGGUAUGCUAGCCCUCUAGAUCUAGCUUUGGGGAUUCACCCCUGCCCAGGGACUGCAACUAAGUGGACCCUGUAAUUGGGCUCUGGGGGAAGCAGGUUUGCACAGAAAGAUGUGCCUGCUGUUUCUCAAGAUUUCUUUCCCAAAAUAAGGCUGGCAUUUAAGUUGAGGCACUGCCAGGUGAGUGCCCAUGAGUUGGCGUUGUUGCAUCAGCACCGAGCCUUGCCAAGACUGAAAACCACAGUCAGGAUUUUGUACUCAGCGUUCAGGAAUGUAAAGUGGAUGACACUGAAGAAAGAAUUUCAGAGCUGUUUUUCUUGGCUGCUGCCAUAGGUCUGAAUAGUCUGUGGUUGUUGGGAAGAUACCCUGGUAGGAGGUAGCAUGGGGCUUGUGGGAGGGAGGGGCUUGAAAGGUUUCUACGUCAGCCCUGGGGCUGAGGAUGGAGAGCCUUGUGAGGAAAUGGAGCAUCACUCCAUCACAUUUGUCACUUUUGGAAAUACAGAGAGAAUUGUAUUUUCUAGCUCUAUUUUUUCAGCUGCUCUUACUCAUUUUCCCACUUCAUCUGUAUUGGUCUGCUCUUCAUGGAGACAAUAGAGAUGAAAUAAAUGAUUUUUCAUGUUGGUU
Empidonax traillii (willow flycatcher) is the source of this 3943-nucleotide messenger RNA. It is a transcript of the gene SLC39A13, whose product is annotated as solute carrier family 39 member 13. The transcript has 11 exons. NCBI's taxonomy places the organism in Eukaryota, Metazoa, Chordata, Aves, Passeriformes, Tyrannidae. Bases 167 to 1264 code for a protein of 365 amino acids. Gene Ontology annotation, biological process: intracellular zinc ion homeostasis; zinc ion transmembrane transport. Gene Ontology annotation, cellular component: membrane. Gene Ontology annotation, molecular function: zinc ion transmembrane transporter activity. The record is from RefSeq and is a predicted model, not a curated record.